AUGGAUUCUCUAGCCCCGAGAAUACGUCUGGAGAGUCCCCAUAUUUUAAGUCUUGACGACGACCGCCAGAAGACGUAUCAAAAUGUCUGUAAGAUGACAAAUGAUACAAAUGAACAGGAUUCAUCAGAGACAGACUUCUGCCGUGUUUGUAGAAGUGAAGCUGGACCUGAUCGACCAUUAUUUUAUCCUUGUGUUUGUACCGGAAGUAUAAAAUAUAUCCAUCAGGAUUGUCUCACUCAAUGGCUCAAAUACAGUCGCAAAGAUACAUGCGAACUAUGCAAACACAAAUUUCAUUUUGCUCCGAUUUACCACCCAGACAUGCCAACUCGUCUGCCAAUAAAAGAUUUAUUAUUAGGUUUACUAAAGACACUUUUCAAAGCAAUUCGUUAUUGGUUUCAUUAUACGUUAGUUGGAAUAUGUUGGAUAGUGAUAGUUCCACUGACAGCAAGUCGAAUAUAUCGAUGUUUAUUUACCACAGGGUCGGUCUCUGCAUUAUUUACGUUACCCUUCGAUAUGCUUUCAACAGAGAAUAUUCUCUCAGAUGUUAUACAAGGUGGAUUUGUUGUAUUUUGUUCGCUGGGUGCAUUUAUAUGUUUAUUAUGGCUAAGAGAACAGAUUGUUUCAGGACAAGGUCCUGAAUGGUUGCAAGAGGUUGAACCACCGGCACAACCACAUUUGAUACAGGGCCAACAAAAUGCUCAAGCAACAGUUGAUGAAGUGUUGCCAUCAGCUGAUGAAGUACCAUUAUCAGUUGAUGAAGUAGGACAAAAUUUACCGGCAAAUAAUAAUGAAAGGCAAGGUUCCACUGAAGAAUUUACUAAUAAUCAUAUAAUACAAGAAGCUAUUAAUAAUAGUGUCGAAAGAGAGUUAUCGGAUUAUUUACCGGAAACCGAUACGAUUGAUGGCGAUUCAUCGGUACCAGUAGGCGAACAAGAACAGUAUUAUGCUAUUGCUGAUCGUAAUGAAGCGGAACCAAUCAUAAAUAAUCCUGCUGAUGAUGGCGUAGACCCAGUUCUACCUGUAGUUGCUGCCCAGGCACCGGUUGAAAAUCACUGGAAUCCCGUUGUUGACUGGGGAGCGCCUGAUGUUGACUUGACAUGGGAACGUUUACUUGGCUUAGAUGGAAGUCUUCAAUUUCUUGAACAUGUGUUUUGGGUGGUAUCAUUAAAUACAUUGUUUAUAUUAGUAUUUGCUUAUAUACCAUAUCAUCUUGGGAAUUACUUUACAAACAGUUUGAGUUUUAAACAAGCAAUUAAAUAUACAAAAUCUGAAGGCUUAAUCACAACGCUGAUUAGUUAUGGAUGUAUAAUCGUAUUGAUUGGUUAUGUGAUAAUAUCAUUUCUUUUAUUAAUCCUAUUCACAUUUUUAACACUUAUGAAUCGUUUCAACCGUUUAAGACGUCUGAUUGGCCUAUGUUAUAUUGUUAUUAAAGUGGCAUUAUUAGUAGUGAUAGAAAUCUUAUUAUUUCCACUAAUAUGUGGUAUAUGGUUAGAUAUAUGUUCAUUAAGAAUAUUAAAUGAAAGUUCAACUACACUCAACGAUCGAAUAUUAAAUUUUCAAAUGAGUCCGGGAACAUCAUCGUUUUUACAUUGGCUCGUUGGAAUGAUAUAUGUAUUCUAUUUUGCCACAUUUAUAUUUUUAUUACGCGAAAUUCUUAGACCAGGAACAUUGUGGUUUUUAAAGAGUGUCAAUGAUAUCGAUUUCAAUCCUAUACACGAGAUGAUUGUUCAUCCAGUUGGACUACAUAUUCGUCGUUUUAUAACAUCGAUUAUUAUAUUUGGAUGUUGUAUUAUAUUAAUGUUUUAUAUUCCUGGAGAAUUUCUGAAUAGAUUUGUACCAAAAUUUUUGCCAUACAAUAUCAAAGGAAAUUUGGAGACGGUUGUGUCUGAAUUAAUGAUCGAAUUUAUUCUGUUACAAGGUAUUCUACCAACACUCUUAGAACAAGGGCAAACAAGAACAUGGUUAAAGUUGUUAAUUCAAUAUUGGGUUGAAUUUGCGUCAUAUGUACUGGGUUUACGUUCAUAUUUACUAGGUGACGAUGAUGAAAUGGAAGCAGAAAAUACGAGAAAUAUAGCUGUAAAUCAACAUGAAAAUAAUUUAUUAAUCGUUCAACCUCCUCCACCACCUGUUGUAGCUGCCCCACUCAAUAUUGGUCAAGCCCAUCAACAAUUACUCCAAGCAAACCAUACAGAAACACACCAACCAUUACCUUACCGACGUCCAACCUAUUUUCGUCUACGCCUAUUUGGUUUAUUUUUAUUUAUAUGUUUAUCGUUAACUAUCUUUAGUUUGAUUGGAUUAAUUUUACCUGCAACCAUCGGCCGUAUUCUACUCUCCUAUAUGACUGGUUCAUCAAAAUUGCAUGAAUUAUAUACAAUUUUAUCUGGAUUAUAUGUAAUAUGGCUAAUUGCAAGAUUAUUUUCAUUUAUACGAUCGUUAUUACCGUUAAAUAUAGGCAGUAUACUUAUUCGAUUGAAAAGCUACGCAAUAUUAAGCUUAAGAGAUUAUUAUCAACGAAGAUUACAAUAG
This is a messenger RNA of Didymodactylos carnosus, 2529 nucleotides long. Lineage: Eukaryota; Metazoa; Rotifera; Eurotatoria; Philodinida; Philodinidae. The record is from the annotation of a GenBank genome assembly.